Messenger RNA from Parathielavia appendiculata, 2903 nucleotides. RefSeq lists its product as uncharacterized. The transcript is spliced from 3 exons. Gene Ontology annotation, molecular function: protein binding. Bases 327 to 2681 code for a protein of 784 amino acids. The record is from RefSeq and is a predicted model, not a curated record. NCBI's taxonomy places the organism in Eukaryota, Fungi, Ascomycota, Sordariomycetes, Sordariales, Chaetomiaceae. Gene Ontology annotation, biological process: positive regulation of mitotic metaphase/anaphase transition; protein K11-linked ubiquitination; anaphase-promoting complex-dependent catabolic process. Gene Ontology annotation, cellular component: anaphase-promoting complex.
GACUUCCAAGCAGAUCAACAAAGGUUACACAACCGGAAGAGCUUUAAGCACGCAACUGCCCUUAUCAUUCGAAUUUCUGCUUCGAUUCUGCAGAGCCUUCUAUUUAACGUCCACUUCAGUCUGGAAAUAAUCUGACCGUUGUCGACAGCCGUGAGAUUGCGAGCUUAAACUAUCUAACACUACUUCAUUGGAAGUGGCAAGCGCAACCUCUUGCAGGGAAACAACUUUCGAGCUCAGGCUCUUAGUUCUUACUUUCAGCACUCAGGUGCGUCCUGCUUUCAUCUCAGUUGGUCCAGGGCGUAAAGUUGGCCAGGCCAAAUGAAGCCAUGUCGCGCUACCUUGCUCCAUCCAAAAUCGCCUUGUUGGCUCUCGUUCAGCUUUACAUUGAAGGGGCACUUCCCAACAAUGCCAUCGUGCCGGUGAUCGACUUCCUGGCAAGUCACUUGCUCGAUUACAGCUUGGCAGGGCCUUCCCCGGCCCCGGCCGAACAAUGGAAAAGGGCUGAGAACACCAUCAGCCUUGCCGUGUCGGUCCAGCACUUCGAGAAAUUGCUGGCCUCGUUUGCUGCUGUUGACCGCCUUCCCGGCCGCAGCUUGUGGGACAGAUUUCUGGAGAAACUAUGGGGUAUUGACUCGCUUCAUACCCUGCACGACUUCGUUGACCAGCUACCGAACCUCCUGGCGAGGACCAAGGCCGAACUGCGCGAAAUGGCCGAGCGCGGCGAGAACCCCCCUUCCGGCGUACUUCUCUCUCGCAGUUCCCCUUUUGGAGCCUUUGUGAGGCGAUCGCACCUCGAGUUCUCCAGGAUGCCGUUCGAUCAGGUGGCCGAACUGUGGAGGACGUUUGUUAAAUAUCGCCAACCGACGGCACCUUACUGGAGGCGGCGAAAUCCUCAGCACAGCCGGCUCAGCUUUGACUCGGUGCUCCUGGAGGGAGAGCAUGAGUGGGGGACCCAGACGGACGAGGUUGCCGUGGCAGCGUACGGAAACAUGCUGCUCAUGGACGAUGAUGACCCUUCCGUGCCCGUCAGCACCGAUGAUAUUCAAGCCAUGCUGGAGUUCCAGAUUGAACAGGUUCAGAAGUACGGAGUUCGAGUACCGCCGAAUAUCAGGGACGAUUUUCUGAAACUCUUGAAGAGCGCUCGUGUCGUCCCGAGCUUGUCACACUAUCACAGCUUCUCAGAUUCAUCGCUGUCGGGUGAAUGCCCAUCAUCUUUCGACCACCUCCACCGCUACUUCGAUUACACGAUGCAAAACCGGGACCGCUUGUUCUACCAAUACGCGCUGCUGAACCUAGCAAUUGCGCAGUCAAAUUUUGGCUGUCACAAAGACGCAGUAGCAACCAUGCUGGAAGCUAUUUCGACUGCCAAAGAGAACAGGGAUACAGCUUGCCUCAACUUUGCCCUAAGCUGGCUCUUCCACUUCAGCCUGGCUCGCCCGAAUCUGGUCAAGGAGCUCAAAGACAACAGCAUGCUCGGUAGUGGCAAGGAGUUGCUCGCCUUUCUCCGGACAAAAGCAAAGGAGACGGGCAUGUGGAUACUAUGGAGCUCGGCGCUUUUGAGCGAGGCCAAGCUUGAGCUUGCAGACGGGGACAGCAUCUCGACUGCCCUGGAGAACAUGGUGCGGAGUUCCCAGAUUAUUGUUGAGAGAAACGUCCAGACCAUGCUUGGGGCCCAGCUCUCCCUGGUAAUUGCAUUGUGGGACAGGGUUGGUCUGGCUGUAAUGUCGAAGAUGACAUGCGAGGUCUUCCUCCGCUGCCAUACAAAGACGUCUUUGUUUGACGAUAAGCUGAGGCUCACGUGUCGAAUGGCUGGGCUGCUGGCUGGGACGGGGAACUAUGAAGAAGCGUUUGCGAGGCUGGAGGCCAUCGACACCAAUUCGCUCCGCUCGGCAAAACCCGACCAAUACUGGCACCUCUACCGCGGACUCCUCAAACUACGUCAAGAUCUUCACCACAACAACCUGGAGUCGGCCGAGACUCUGCUUUUCCAGCUGCUCCAGAACAACCCCGAGGACACUGAGCACGACAUGGUCUUCAUCAUCGACACGCUGCACAUUGAGGCGCUGACCCGCCGCCGGGACUACGAAACAGCCUUCGCCAAAGUUGAGCGACUGAUCUCGGAAUUCCGCGAGGAAAACAGGGACACAUCGUUGCGCAUCCGCCUCCUCCUGAUCAAAGCCCACCUCUUCGACUGCAUCGGCCGGCCAGAGAAGGGCUUCAGCAUUGUGAUGCGCGCGGCAAGCAUGGCCUGGCGGGCUCGGCUCCUGGCGCUCCUGUGGCAGGCAAUUGGGGCCCUGGCCAACAUCCUCAACUGCCUGGGCGAGUUCGCGGCGGCAGAGCUACUGCUCGUCGCCGUUCUGCCCCGCUGUCUCGAGACGGACGUAGUCUACACGGCGGGCAUGCUGUACAGCCUAUUGGCGGACGCGAGGGCGGGCUUGGCAGGCGGGAUGAAGGGGCGCGGCGACCCGGCGGAGAGGGUGAAGAUGAUGGGGAGAGUUCACGGGGCGUUGGAUUCGGCGUUUCAGUGCUUUUCGGCCGUGGAAGAUGUGGAAAAGAGGUUUGAGAUGAUGGCGAAGAAGGCGGCGCUGUUUCGGGCGGAGGGGAAUCUUGCGCAGGCUGAGAGUUGCGCGGAUACGUACCUGGGGCUGUGGGCGGAAGAGCAGGCAAGGAAGGGGGCAUGAUAGAGUGCCUCCUGAGGCUGGCAGAGGCAAGCAGGAGGGGGGGGUUGAUAGUGCUGCCGAAGCCGGUGCGCGGUGCUGGCUCAGGCGACGGGUAGGAAGAAAUGGCUGUCAGUUUGAAUGUCCUGGGCCCAAUUCAUCUUGAAUGCCGAAUGCCUUCACCUUCCUUCCAGCACAUGUCUGAUCCUUCCAAACACCUCUUACUGUCAAUCCCGCGCAUUGGAC